AUGAAGGAAAUAAAUAAAUCGGCCUUGCUGGGUGAUCAAUAUAUCCAACUGAGCGAUCUGAAUGAUGGCAGUCCUGCUCCAGCUCCACCUCCGCCUCCACCACCUCCUCCAGCGCAACAAUCGGUUCCCCUGGCCCCGCCAGCAGCUGUACAAUCAGUCAGUAUAAAACAGGAAAAUGCACCACUGCUCGGUUCAGAUUCGGGAACCGAGCGACAGAUGAAUCCGUCAGAUCCGGGAAAAUCGGAAAAUUCGAAUCGUCCAGGAGCAAGUUCAAUUCCGGCAAAAAGUGGCACAGGAGUGCUACGGAUUUGCAUGAUAAUUAAUGCCAUCGUCAUAAUUCUAUUAGUCCCAUUUUGGGUAUUAAUAAUCCUUUGCGGCCUUCAAUUCAUAACCAUCGAUUUUAUGGAAAAUCUGAUGAACUCGAUCGGCGGCCUUAUUUGA
Messenger RNA from Caenorhabditis bovis, 441 nucleotides. Lineage: Eukaryota; Metazoa; Nematoda; Chromadorea; Rhabditida; Rhabditidae. The record is from the annotation of a GenBank genome assembly.